Molecule: messenger RNA, 3871 nt
Organism: Pleuronectes platessa (European plaice)
Lineage: Eukaryota; Metazoa; Chordata; Actinopteri; Pleuronectiformes; Pleuronectidae
Exons: 13
Coding region: 1-1974 (657 amino acids)
Biological process (GO): cell surface receptor signaling pathway
Molecular function (GO): transmembrane signaling receptor activity
Source: RefSeq, a predicted model, not a curated record
AUGAGCAUCUUCCGUGUGUCCAAGUCUGAUGAAGGACUCUACAACUUGAAUUUGAAUGAAUGGACCAAACCCAACUCAACUACGGCUCCAACACACAAUGAACACAGGAUUGUCAAUGCGUCCUCCUCCGACAGUGGAAGCUACAGGUGUUUGGCUAAAGACAAGAAGAACUUGAAUUCCACGACCGAGUGGAGCGAUGACGUCACAUUAACAGUUUCUGAAAGACCAGCGGCUCACCUGAGUGCUGACCACAGAGCCUUUCCAGUAGGGGGCAGUGUGCUCCUGACCUGCUCCGUGGGCCCAGCAUCACCUGGAUGGAAGUAUUACUGGUACAGAGGUGAGAAAACCUCGGAGCCCCUGACGGAUGAGGACUUCAAGUCACAUGGACAAAGUGCUAGUGCCUCACGUGAAGGACUGUACUGGUGCAGAGGAGGAAGAGGAGAUCCAGUUUACUACACCCAGUACAGUCACCCAGUCAGGAUUCAUGGAAUCGUCCACAACAGAGCUGCUGUGACUCUUCAACCCAACUGGCCGAGCAGAUACAGAGGAGAAGCCUUCACCCUGAGGUGUGAGAUCCAGGGAGGAGACUCUGAGUGGGAGUAUGAAUGGACAGCAACCAGCUCACAUGCACCCCCCAACACAAAGGAGUUCAGGAUCAGUCUGGGGUCAGAUCUGAGCGGCAGCUACUGGUGUCAGGGCCGACUGAAAGGUGCACGGCAGAACUCAACAGGCUGGAGUGCUCCCCUCACGUUGUCUGACGCGGCUGCACCACGACCUGUCCUCACUGUGUCUCCAUCAUGGCUGACUCCUGGAGCCUCAGGGACUCUCACCUGUGGGGGGGUUCCACAUCCCACUGCAGGAUGGAGGUUCUACUGGUACAGAGCUGACCCCAUUAGUUUGGAUCAAGUCCCCAGAUGUAAACAGUCAAUUCGAUAUGGGUGGAGUGAUCUGCACAUUCCUGACAAGUUCAGUUAUGAGCUGCUCCCAGGAAGCGACGGAGGAACUGAACAAAACUCCUUCAUCAUCCAAGGCCUGACGGAGUCAGCAGGUUAUUCAUGUCGAGCUGGAAGAGGAGACCCCGUGUUUUACACUGAGUACAGUAAGACAAAGUGGGUGUGGCCUGUAGAUUCCAAUUCGUCAGUGUCUCUCACAGUGAGUCCGGACUCAGUGCAGCACUACUAUUAUGACAAGGUCCGUCUGACCUGCGAGGGAAACUCUGAUAAGUGGAGAUUGUGGAUAUUUACUGGAGACGAAGUGCAAUUGUCAGAGUGCAAGUCUCAGGAGACAAGCUUCACAUGGAACAUGGAUCGUUUUCCUUCUGGAGUUGUCUGGUGUGGAUCUGGAUCAGAGAUCAGCAACGCAGUCAACAUCACUGCAGUUUACGGUCAUGUUGUCUUGAAGAGCCCUGUCCAUCCUGUGACUGAGGGACAGUCAGUUACUCUCAGCUGCUCAUGGUACAGAAGAACAAAACUCGAUUCCAGUUUCUCUUUCUACAAAAAUGGUGAACUCCUCCAAAGUGAUGUCAGAAGGAAACUGGAAAUCUCAGCUGUGUCAAAGUCAGAUGAAGGUUUCUACAAGUGUGGACGUUCAGGAGACUUCUCACCAGAGAGUUGGAUGUCAGUAAAAUUGACUCCUGCAGCACCUCCCUCUGCGUCUCCUGUGCUGCUGGUCGUUGGGCUGGUUGGAGGCUUCACACUGAUUCUCCUCCUCUUGCUGCUGCUGUUGUGUUGGUGCAGGAAUUCAAAGAAUCUGUGUUGUGACAGGCUCAGCCAGUCUCUGAGAACCAAUCAGAGCUCAGACCCAACUGUCCACCACGAUGAAGUCCAGCUGCCAGUGUACUCGUCUCUUCUCCACGGUGACGACUGCAUCUAUGAAUCAAUCAGAGGAGACACGGAGGAAGGAACCCGAGGUGAUCCAGAGGAGACGUCUGACUACGUUAAUGAAAAUCCACAUUCAGCUUCAGGAGGACUAUGAAUGGUGCAUCCUCCAGAAAACAAGAGCAUGAAAAUCAACAUUCAUCCUGAAACACCUUCACAUGUUAGACUCACCAGUUUUAAAACAGCUCAUUGGAAAGAACGCCUUGAUCUGGAUUGAAUUUCAGUAUAAAUGAAAAAUAAAUGUUGUGAUAUUUGCUUUUGUGUUUACGUUCAAUAUUUCAAUUUGCUGAUAUAGGUCUUUUAAGAUGUGCUCCGAUAUGAAAAGGUUUAUUUUACAAGAUAAACAAUGUGCAUUAUGAUUAUAUUUUACAUUGAACAUUUUUUGUCUUAAUUCAAGUUCUAUAUAAUCUGUCGUAUUUGUGUUUUCUUUCAAUUUAUCUUUAUUUCUUCAUGAAAUAUUGUUUUACUUGAGCUUUAUUGCAAUUUUAUAUAUAAGCAAUAGCUUUUUACUCCUUGAUAUCGGUAUCUGCAUUGGCCCCUAAAAAAAAAUUUAGGGGCCAGUCUGUGGUUAUGUUCUAUAUACAGUCUGUGGUUAUGUUCCAUAUACAGUCUGUGUGUUAUGUUCCAUAUACAGUCUGUGGUUAUGUUCCAUAUACAGUCUGUGGUUAUGUUCUAUAUACAGUCUGUGGUUAUGAUCCAUAUACAGUCUGUGGUUAUGUUCCAUAUACAGUCUGUGUGUUAUGUUCCAUAUACAGUCUGUGGUUAUGUUCCAUAUACAGUCUGUGGUUAUGUUCUAUAUACAGUCUGUGGUUAUGAUCCAUAUACAGUCUGUGUGUUAUGUUCCAUAUACAGUCUGUGUGUUAUGUUCCAUAUACAGUCUGUGGUUAUGUUCCAUAUACAGUCUGUGUGUUAUGUUCCAUAUAAAGUGUGUGGUUAUGUUCCAUAUACAGUCUGUGGUUAUGUUCUAUAUACAGUCUGUGGUUAUGAUCCAUAUACAGUCUGUGGUUAUGUUCCAUAUACAGUCUGUGUGUUAUGUUCCAUAUACAGUCUGUGGUUAUGUUCCAUAUACAGUCUGUGUGUUAUGUUCCAUAUAAAGUGUGUGGUUAUGUUCCAUAUAAAGUGUGUGGUUAUGUUCUAUAUACAGUCUGUGGUUAUGAUCCAUAUACAGUCUGUGGUUAUGUUCCAUAUACAGUCUGUGGUUAUGUUCCAUAUACAGUCUGUGGUUAUGUUCUAUAUACAGUCUGUGGUUAUGUUCCAUAUACAGUCUGUGGUUAUGUUCCAUAUACAGUCUGUGGUUAUGUUCUAUAUACAGUCUGUGGUUAUGAUCCAUAUACAGUCUGUGUGUUAUGUUCCAUAUACAGUCUGUGGUUAUGUUCCAUAUACAGUCUGUGUGUUAUGUUCCAUAUAAAGUGUGUGGUUAUGUUCCAUGUACAGUCUGUGGUUAUGUUCUAUAUACAGUCUGUGGUUAUGAUCCAUAUACAGUCUGUGGUUAUGUUCCAUAUACAGUCUGUGGUUAUGUUCCAUAUACAGUCUGUGUGUUAUGUUCCAUAUACAGUCUGUGGUUAUGUUCCAUAUACAGUCUGUGGUUAUGUUCCAUAUACAGUCUGUGUGUUAUGUUCCAUAUAAAGUGUGUGGUUAUGUUCCAUAUAAAGUGUGUGGUUAUGUUCUAUAUACAGUCUGUGGUUAUGAUCCAUAUACAGUCUGUGGUUAUGUUCCAUAUACAGUCUGUGGUUAUGUUCCAUAUACAGUCUGUGGUUAUGUUCUAUAUACAGUCUGUGGUUAUGUUCCAUAUACAGUCUGUGGUUAUGUUCCAUAUACAGUCUGUGGUUAUGUGUGAUUAUUUCCAUGGCUCGUAAUUCUCUGUUUGAUGAAAACACUCGUCUGCAGACAGUUUAGCUUUUUGUUUUGAAAUGUGAUGAACUGUAACAGAUUAUAAUUCAAACACAUAAUUGAAUGUGUUCUUUCUUUUAUCUUUAUUAAACUUUGAAAUCCCA